Molecule: messenger RNA, 648 nt
Organism: Diaporthe citri
Lineage: Eukaryota; Fungi; Ascomycota; Sordariomycetes; Diaporthales; Diaporthaceae
Exons: 1
Coding region: 1-648 (215 amino acids)
Source: RefSeq, a predicted model, not a curated record
AUGUCCUCAGAGCUCAAGUACGAUCUAUGCCUACGGCAGCAGCCCGCGAACGCGCGGUCGUGUGGACUGGGCGACAGGGACAGACGGGUCGUCGACCCACCUCCGAUCCUGCAGCUGAGGAUCGACGCUCCGUGGCUCUCACGUCAGGAAAUCAGCCGCAAACUGAGGACACCGUCCUACGUUGUUCACUGCUCGAUAUGGAGCCCGGACGGGGAGGAGGACAUGUCAGGGAUGCCUGACGACUAUACAAGACAGAAACGAUUGAUGGGCAACCUCGUCGCAUCUCCAUUUGUUGGGUUUGACGAGCGCGGCGACGAAGGUUGCUUUUUCUGUUUCCCGGACAUCUCAUGCCGCACUCCCGGGAGGUACAGGCUCAAGUUCGUGCUUGUCGUCCUAGAGUGGCCCCUGCGGCCGAACGCGAAGUCGAUGAUCAGAGCCGAGCUACUUUCCGACGUCUUCCAGACGUACAGCGCCAAGGAGUUCCCCGGCAUGUUGGAGUCGUCCGCACUCGCCAAGGCCUUGAAGCAUCAAGGCUGUAACAUACCCACCAAGAAGGGGAAUGAUAAGACCGGCAAGCGGGACGACAGCGAGGAGAACUCGGGCGGGGAAGACUCCCCUCGCAAGCGAGCAAGGAACGACAGCCUGUGA